AUGCGUGAAAACCUCGGUGAUUAUCCGGAGUGCGUUAUCCAAUGCGCCCUCGCCCCUAUCGGCUACCGUGGCCCUCCAAUUGAUGAAGUGCAGCGAGUUUUCCUUGACAUCGAGCUUGCUAAUCGUCACAUGAGUGAUGCUGCUGCGGGUAACGAUGAAGCGCAUGGAGGAGAUGGAGAGGCAAACAGCCGCAGCCACUUGCUAUUGCGCAAGCUGUCAGACAGUCACACCCGCAAGACUGUGUCGUUUCUGAAGGAGGCCUGCUGCUAUGACAACAAGGGUCAAGUGCACAUUCGUGCAAUUGCUCGCGCCGCAUCCAUUUGGCAAAAAGAGAAAGCCAAGCAACAGAAAAUCGUCGAACAAAUUGCUGAAGAACAUGGCGGGCCAGUGGUUUGGGCUGGUCUAAAGUACUCGCCUGUGCGAUGUUUGAAGUGCGAAUGGAGACAUCCUCUCUUUGCACUUCUCCUUUCAAGGCAUAGGUAUGAUAACAACAACACUCCAGCUUGCCCCGGCAAUGUUGUGGAAGCUAAGAAGCAACUGGAAAGGCUCAAAACGUGGGUGCAACAAUAUCGCGAUCGGCCUCGCAAUGCAGAUCAGAAGCUGAAGAUGCAUGAUUGGAUUCACUGCUUCUUUCCUUUUCACGGCAUCGGCUUCGUGCUGAAUGUCAUAAAGAUCUUGCAUGAGCCCAAGAAAGUGACCUGGUCAGAUGUCCCAACAGGUACAUAG
Messenger RNA from Symbiodinium natans, 726 nucleotides. NCBI's taxonomy places the organism in Eukaryota, Dinophyceae, Suessiales, Symbiodiniaceae. The record is from the annotation of a GenBank genome assembly.